Molecule: messenger RNA, 1660 nt
Organism: Sesamum indicum (sesame)
Lineage: Eukaryota; Viridiplantae; Streptophyta; Magnoliopsida; Lamiales; Pedaliaceae
Gene: ORC4
Product: origin recognition complex subunit 4
Biological process (GO): DNA replication; DNA replication initiation
Cellular component (GO): nucleus; nuclear origin of replication recognition complex
Molecular function (GO): DNA replication origin binding; ATP hydrolysis activity
Source: RefSeq, a predicted model, not a curated record
CCUUAAUUUUCCCGCCAUUUCGUACUGACCUCCAUCCCCUAAUCAAUCAAUCUCUACAUUUUCAUAUCUCAGAGUAAAGAAAGAAAGCCGAGACGGAAGAAGAGGCAAUGGGCCGCCUCAAUCCAGCAGAGCAAGCCAAAAUCAUCCUCAGGAGCAGGAUUUCCAGUCCCUCUUUCGUCUUCUCCUUCUUCUCCCAAUCCCCCGACUCCAACUACAGUAAAUUGAAAUAUAUAAUAUCAAGUUCGGUAACUGAGGCAUGUAACAAUUCUGUUCUGCUUCUUGGUCCUCGAGGUUGUGGAAAAGUUGCGGUGUUAGAGAUAGUUCUUGAAGAACUAUUGAAAGAGCAUCCAGAUAUGAUCUCUGUGAUUAGACUCAACGGACUUCUGCACUGUGACAACAAUUGCGCCUUGAAGGAGAUAGCCAGGCAAUUGUGUUUGGAGCAUCACUUGAUGUUCUCUAAAAUGGCGUCAUAUGAUGAUAACUCCCAAUUCUUGCUAUCCAUGUUGCGGGAGUGUGGAUUAGCACAUAAAACAAUUGUUUUUGUGCUAGAUGAGUUUGACCUUUUCACACAGGGAAAACAGCGUCUACUUUAUAGUUUGCUUGAUGCAAUGCAAUCUAUCACAUCACAAGCUGUUGUAGUUGGAGUGAGUUGCAGACUGGAUGCUGAUCAACUGUUGGAGAAAAGAGUAAGAUCUCGUUUUUCGCAUAGGAAGUUGUUGUUUCUUCCUCCCUCAAGGGAAGAUUGCCAAAGGCUUGUAGAGCACAUUCUACUAUUGCCAACAGAUUCAAGUCUUCCAAAUGAUUAUACAGCUGCUUUUAAUGCAAAACUUCUUAAUAUUCUAGCAGAUGAGAAAUUCAAAGGAAUCAUCGAUACAUUAUGUUACUCUGAUUCAAGUGUUGGCCAUCUAUUGAGAUUUCUGUUCUCUGCUAUUUGUCAUAUGGACAUGAAUUCUGGUUUCCUAUCUGUUAAGAAUUUUAAAUCAGCACUUCGAAGCAUGCAAAGACAGCCAAAGCUGGAGGCUUUAAAAGAUUGCUCAGUUCUAGAGCUUUACAUUCUGGUUUGCAUGAAGAGGUUAGAAGUCAAAGAGCUGGAAUUAUGCAACUUUAAUUCUAUAAUGAAAGAGUACAAAAGCAUCCAUGACACCUUCCAAACAUCCGACUAUUAUGCACGGAAUGUAUGCUUACGGGCCUUUGAGCAUCUUUUGGAGCGUGCACUGAUCUCCUUUGAGGACAAUAAAGGGCAUGGCCAAUCUGCUGAGUUCCGACCGGUGAAGCUUGUAAUAUCAUGGCAUGAACUACAUCAAGGGCUGAAAUCCCAUCGCUCUUGUCCAGCAAUCUUGCAUAAAUUAAUGGAUCGCGAAGGUUGAACUGCUAAAAGAUUGACUCUGGCAGUGGUUUAGGUCAGCUGCAGCUUGAAGAAUUCUAUAGCCUCCCCAAAGAAAACAAUUGUGUCUGCUGAAUGUUAGGACGGACAACUCUGAUCCGAUGGCACUGAUAGUAGUUACUGAGGAAAAGGUUUAGUUGACUUGUAUGUUGACGAAAUGAUCUGUAUUUCUUUGGAUUUCCAUUCUUUUUCUUGCUUGUAGCUUAGUCAUGCAAUUCUUACCAGUAAAUGUGCAAAUGUUGCUGUAACAUAACUCGUGAAAAGAUGAUGCUUUUC